Fusarium odoratissimum NRRL 54006 is the source of this 132-nucleotide messenger RNA. RefSeq lists its product as uncharacterized. The transcript has a single exon. The record is from RefSeq and is a predicted model, not a curated record. The coding region runs from base 1 to 132 and encodes 43 amino acids. NCBI's taxonomy places the organism in Eukaryota, Fungi, Ascomycota, Sordariomycetes, Hypocreales, Nectriaceae.
AUGGCCUUUUACUAUGUCGUUGAAAACGCCGAGGUCCUAUUAGGCGAUAAUGUCUCCAUCGUCGGCAUCGAACAGGUAGCAGCUAGCUUCCAAUGUCACUUAGAAGCCAGUCGAUGGGAGUUGCGUAGGUAG